CGUGUCACGAUGAGAUGAAACUUGUUUUAUUAUGUGAGUGUAACAAACUCUGCAGUUCCUCUUCAUGAGUGUGAAACUUUGAAAGUUACCUCAGUGAAUGUUUCCACUGACUGAGCUCAGGUCUGCUGUUGUCCACCAGGUGUCGCCCGCAGUUCACGCACAGAGACAGAGCACGCUGACUCCUCUCGUGUUGUUUUAGAUGCAAAGUGUGAAAAUAUGAAACUUCAUGGUCAGUUACUAAAAAAUAAAAAGUGAUUUUAUUCAUUUAUUUUAUGAAUUUCUUAUUAACUGUGUAAAACUGAAGUGUUGAUGAUCUGUGGAGCUCUGGGAGGAGAUCAGAUCAUCCAUCAGAGUUGGGACAUGAUGACAGGCGUCCAAUGAGCGGAGGAGAGGGCGCGUUCCCUUUUUUCCACACAUGAAGUCCUCAGAAGGCUGCAGUCGACUCAGCGCACACAGGUGGAGGAUGGGAACGGGUCAUGACCAGGAGGAGUUUGCACUGACUGGACUUGAACGACCUGCUUUGUUUUAGAGUCUCCUGCGCGCUGGAUUAUUGUCCUGGUCCCGGUCUGUGCUUCUGGUCCCGGUCUGUGCUCCUGGUCCCGGUCUGUGCUCCUGGCCCUGGUCGGUUCCGUUUGUCUCCUGUUGGUCUUUGCAUUCUUCACUGAGUGCAGACAUCGUCAUGUUCAUCAGGACUCUUCUCCUCUCCUUCGUGGUCUCUCUCUCGGAUCUUGUUCGUUGCAUGGACAGUGAACUCUGCUUCCCGCUCAGGCUGGAUCACCAUGACGGGAGGGAUUUUGACAACGACGUGGAAACCCUGGAUGUGUCAUGUGUCAUAAAGAUUCGCGCCUUUCAGCAGGAACUAGUGAUCGAUCUGCACCAGGACUCCACGUUCAUCGCGCCCUCCAUUUCUAAGCAGGACGCGCUGUGGCUCUCCAACACCGAGGCCACCUCCGACCUGAGCCGGUGUUUUUACUCCGGGUACGUGAAUGCUGACCUCUCCUCUUACGCCGCUCUGAGCCUCUGCAAAGGUCUGCAAGGUGCAUUCGGUUUUCAGGGCUGGGAAUAUUUCAUCAGCCCGGUGCAGAAUGACACCAGGAGCGCGGAGAGCGCGCACACAAUCCGGCGCAGAAGAAGCGACAACCUGAAGCUGAAUUCCACCUCCCGCUGCGCAGUGGACAGCGACAUCAGCCUGCAGGUUGCGCAAUCGUUGGAGAAAUACAAGCGGCUACAAGAUCACAGCAAUGUGACCGAGACCAUGCUGAAGAGGAUGGGGAGAGCCAAGAGGUUCGCGUCGGUGCCCCGGUACGUGGAGACGCUCGUGGUGGCGGAUGAGUCCAUGGAGCUGUUCCACGGAGACGACCUGAAACAUUACCUGCUGACCCUGAUGGCAGUGGCGGCGAGGCUCUACAGGCACCCGAGCAUCCUGAACUCCAUCAGCAUCGUGGUGGUGAAGAUCGUGAUUAUAACGGAGGAGGACAAAGGACCCAAAGUGACCGGGAACGCAGCCAUGACGCUGCGGAACUUUUGCAACUGGCAGAAAAAGAUGAACAAAAACAACGACAAGCAUCCGGACUACUGGGACACCGCGAUCCUCUUCACGAGACAGGACCUGUGUGGAGCCUCCACCUGUGACACGCUUGGCAUGGCGGAUGUCGGCACCAUGUGCGACCCCAAGAGAAGCUGCUCCGUCAUCGAAGACGACGGUCUUCCGUCAGCCUUCACCACCGCUCACGAGCUCGGACACGUGUUCAACAUGCCACAUGACAACGUGAAGGCCUGUGAGGACGUGUUUGGGAAACUGCAGGACAACCACAUGAUGUCUCCCACGCUCAUCCAGAUCAACCGCACCAGCCCGUGGUCCCCCUGCAGCGCCGCCAUCAUCACUGAAUUCCUGGACAGCGGGCAUGGUGAAUGUUUGCUCGACCAGCCUCAAAAACCGCUCGUCCUCCCCGUCGUGUCCCCGGGAUCAUCCUACAGCCUGGACCGUCAGUGUGUGCUCGCGUUCGGAGAAGGCUCCAAGCCGUGUCCCUUCAUGCAACCGCCAUGCAGCCGCCUGUGGUGCACAGGAAAAUCCAACGGACAUUUGGUGUGCAUGACCCGACACUUCCCCUGGGCGGACGGCACGCACUGUGGGGAUGGACAGGUCUGCGAUCGAGGCGUCUGCUCGGACAAACAGGCCCAAAAUGUGAAGGUGGACGGCCGCUGGGGUAAGUGGGGCCCGUUCGGUUCCUGCUCGCGCACAUGUGGAGGCGGCGUCCAGCUGUCUAAAAGAGAGUGCAACAACCCAGUGCCGUCAAACGGGGGUAAAUACUGUCAAGGUGUUCGGGUCAAAUACCGCUCCUGCAACCUGAACCACUGCCCUGACACAGGUAAGACCUAUCGUGAGAUGCAGUGUGAGAUCAGCGGGCGCAAUUUCAACAGUAACCGUAUCGCCCCCUCCGUGAUCUGGGUGCCCAAGUACUCCGGAGUGUCCACUGAUGACCGGUGUAAACUCAUCUGCAGGGCUAACGGCACCGGCUACUUCUAUGUCCUGGCACCAAAGGUUGUCGAUGGGACGCCAUGCUCUCCAGACUCCACAGGAGUGUGUGUCCAAGGGAAGUGCAUCAAGGCUGGCUGUGACGGAAAGAUUGGCUCCACUAAGAAGUUUGAUAAGUGUGGAAUCUGCGGAGGCGAUAACAAAGGCUGCAAGAAGGUGUCAGGACUCUUCACAAAGCCCAUGCACGGCUACAACUUUGUGGUCAUGUUGCCAGUGGGUGCAGCCAACAUCGACAUCCGUCAGCGAGGCUACAAGGGAAUGAGGAGCGAUGACAACUACUUGGCUGUGAAGAGCAGCGAGGGCCAUUACCUGCUCAAUGGGAACUACGUAGUGUCAGCUGGCGAGCGGGACAUCAUCGUAAAGAGCAGCCUGCUGCGAUACAGCGGCACCGCCGGACUCUCCGAGACCCUGCAGGCCGUGAAGCCCAUAGGGGAAGCCCUGACUGUGGAGGUGCUGUGUGCCGGCCAGAUGACGCCUCCUCGCAUCCGCUACUCCUUCUACCUCGCCCGUCAGACCAAGGAGGACAAGACUGUGAAGAAGGAAGGGCGGGAAAACUCCCAUAACAGCGUCCUGGCUGAGGAUAAUGUCAAGGAGAAGGGAGGGGACACCCUGAAGAAGUCUUACAGCAAGGAGGAUCCUGCUCUUGGGAAAUGGAUAUCCACAAACUGGGACCAGUGCUCGGUGACCUGCGGGAAUGGGAUCCAGAGGAGGUUGGUACAGUGUUUGAGACCAGACGGGAAGCCAGGGUUUGACUGUGAUCCUUCACAAAGACCUCCAGCCACCAGGGUUUGCGGAGACCCCUGUCCUGAGUGGCAUGUUGGGCAGUGGGCAUCUUGCUCCAGAACCUGUGGGAAGGGAUUCAAGAGACGACCAUUGCACUGCAAAACCCAGACUGGGCAUCUGCUCCCACGGGACCACUGCACUGGCUUACGCAAGCCACAGGAGCUGGACUUCUGUAACCUAAGGCCUUGCUAGUGACUAAAACCUCUAAAUACAAAUGAUGUUGAUGUUUUAAAUGGACUGAAUUGAAUCAGGUGUAGGUUUCUCCACCUGCCUCAUGUGACACUUGGAAGGAGCGUGAAAGCCGCAGGACGAAUGCUGGAAGAUAUUUUCUCACUGCUGACUUCAAAAGACAUUAACCAGGUCUGACUGUGAUGGCAACAUAACAUCGAAGGCCACAUAAAAUGUUGUUGAAUCCCCCUCGUACCGUCAGCAGAUACAGAAUGCCCAUUUGCAAGCAAUCAAUCUAGUUUAUCUUACGAGUCUGGAACCCAUUUUGUGUCAUAAUAUUUGAACUGUGCAGGUUUCAGAGUUUUAGUUUUCACCGAAGCCUUCUGGUCCAAAACCUUACUCAUUCAUUUUUUAAAAAGGACUGCCCGCACGCUGCACGAGACUCCACACGGGGAAGGACGGCGCGUUCGAUAACACGACGUGUCGUCUUUCACGUGUUUUUUUCAGGGAAUCUUUCAAAAUCUUGAUUCAGAAAUGAAACAGACACAGAAAGUGCUACUGCUACAUCGAUUCCCCAACUUUAAAAUCUGUGAUAGCGAAUCACGAUACAAACGUUGGAUAGAUUUACACAGCCUGAAACUUCUAAUGAUGCAGCCAGCGUUUCAUGUGCGCUGUACACUGAUUUUCUGCAGACCUCACUCAGCACCAGUCAUGGAAACAGUUUAAACUAGAACCUGAAGUCACCGGUGGCUUUCAUGACAGAUCUGACUAAACAAAGCGGAAACAAUGGCCAUUGGCUUGCUCCUUGUCAGCUGUUGUGGCCGCCAGUUCAGUGAUUUCAUCCAACAUCGCACUCAUUCAUAUCACACACCCACACAUGCUGUGUUUGUGCCUUCAUUUGAUCACAACAGUUGUCUUCCAGCCGUGUUAAGUCAUGCCUGUCUGGCACAGCAGAUAAUUUAUUAUCAAUGAAACAAUAAAGCCGAGAGGGGAAGAAAAACCUGGCUGGCGCUCUGGUGCCGUACACGUUGUGUGUUUUCUUGGACCUCCUUGUUGACGGCCCCACAGCCUGAGCCAAGCUGUUCCUUCUACACACUCGAUGAAAUCCUGUAAUCCAUUAUAUUCAUUGUUUUAAAAAGGGGGGCCACGUCGUCCAGUCCAACAUCCAGCUACAGGACGGAUCCUUUGUCAGUUGGACUUUUAUUUUUUAUUUUUUUAUCAGCUGUACUUUGUACAGCAAAAGAAACCGAUGACCUACACGGGCUGUGCUGUAUACUAUGUAUACAUUUAUUCAGCUCUGUGCAAAAACAAAAUGUAAAUACUUUUUUAAUCUUUUUGUUUUUUACACAGGCAUUUGUAAUUGUCUUUGACUUCAGUAUAUUUAUUCCAAAAAUAAAGCCAUUAAGGAACAGUUA
Molecule: messenger RNA, 4902 nt
Organism: Larimichthys crocea (large yellow croaker)
Lineage: Eukaryota; Metazoa; Chordata; Actinopteri; Sciaenidae
Product: A disintegrin and metalloproteinase with thrombospondin motifs 15
Exons: 8
Coding region: 680-3511 (943 amino acids)
Biological process (GO): proteolysis; extracellular matrix organization
Molecular function (GO): metalloendopeptidase activity; zinc ion binding
Source: RefSeq, a predicted model, not a curated record